Ziziphus jujuba (common jujube) is the source of this 474-nucleotide messenger RNA. Its product is annotated as ethylene-responsive transcription factor CRF2. NCBI's taxonomy places the organism in Eukaryota, Viridiplantae, Streptophyta, Magnoliopsida, Rosales, Rhamnaceae. The record is from RefSeq and is a predicted model, not a curated record.
AUGGUAGUCAUCCAGAUCCCAAACACCAUGCAACCCAGUUGGCUCCAACCUAUAAACCAAUUGCAAUUUCCUCAUAUCAACACACUCACUACUCCUCCACCUGUGUUACCAACCACCACCAACAACAGAAACACUCUCAUGCCAGAAAUGGUGAUGAGGCCUUUGAGAAUUGUCAGAAUACUAGUCACCGACGGCGAUGCCACUUACUCUUCCAGCGAUGAUGAGAAACAAGGAGGCCGUGUGUUUGUUCACCGUCAUAAAGUGAAGAAGUUCGUCAACGAGAUUGCCAUUGAGUCUUGCUCCUCAAGAGAGAAUGAUGAAGCAGGAGGAGUUUGGAAGAGUAGUAGAUCGUCGAGGAAGUGUCGGGAAAGGUUCACCAAAGGAGGAAACACAAGGCUUAUGAAGUUUCACGGCGUGAGGUAGAGACCUUGGAAACAAUGUGCGGCUGAGAUUAGAAAUCCCCUAAACUGUUAG